AACUCUAAUCAGGGUUUAGUGAGAAAAGGUGUUAUUUGUCAACGGGUUUUUGGAUUCUAAAAUUUUUUGAGAGAGAAGAAGAAGCAUUAUUGGAGUUGUGGUAGUUGGUGUGGGUAAAUGAGCGUAACGAGGUAACGUAAAAUAAACAAAUUAAAAAAAAUUAAAAAAUAAAAACCUUAGCAGGUUGACCGGUGGAUAUAGAUAAAGAUAAAGAGAAAAACAAAACAAAACAAAACUCAGAAGCAAAAAAAAAAAAUAUAGAAACCCUAAAAAAAAAUCAAAAAGUUCCUGUGUGAGGAUUGUGUUGUUAAUGCAUCUAAGAUUUUUCCCUCUUUGUACAAAGAUUGUUGUUCAAGCUUUUCACCUAUAGGUAGGUUUAGUUUAGCUUAGUUCCGAUGGUUGAUUUAGACAAUGUUUCUACACCUUCCGGAGGAGAAGCUAGCAUCUCUUCCUCUGGUAACAAUAAUAACAAUAACCAUAACAACCAAACAACCCCUCCAAAACCCACUAAGAAAAAACGAAACCUCCCAGGAAUGCCAGAUCCGGAAGCAGAGGUGAUAGCUUUGUCUCCGACGACUCUGUUAGCGACGAAUAGAUUUGUGUGUGAAAUAUGCAACAAAGGUUUUCAGAGGGAUCAGAAUCUUCAACUUCAUAGGAGAGGUCAUAAUCUGCCGUGGAAACUGAGGCAGAGGUCGAGUAAGGAAGUUAGGAAGAGGGUUUAUGUUUGUCCGGAACCGAGCUGUGUUCAUCAUGAUCCUUCUAGAGCUUUGGGCGAUCUAACGGGGAUUAAAAAGCACUUUUGUAGAAAACACGGUGAGAAGAAGUGGAAAUGCGAUAAGUGUUCUAAGAAAUAUGCUGUUCAAUCGGAUUGGAAAGCGCACUCUAAAGUUUGUGGUUCUAGAGAGUAUAAAUGCGAUUGUGGAACCGUUUUUUCCAGGAGGGAUAGUUUCAUAACGCAUAGAGCUUUUUGUGAUGCGUUGGCAGAGGAAAAUGCGAAAUCGCAGACUCAAACUGUUGUGAAAGCUAGUUCAGAAUCUGAUUCUAAGGUUUUGACUGGAGAUUCAUUGCCUCCACCGCCGCCGCCUCCGUUGCCGGUGGUGACUAGUACUACCACAGCGGCAGUAGCAACGACUCCUCAGUCAAACAGUGGUGUGUCCUCUGCUUUGGAGACUCAGAAGCUAGAUUUACCAGAAAAUCCGCCUCAAAUCAUAGAGGAGACACAACCACAACCACAACCAGUUGUCGUUGCUACUACUACUUUAAAUGCGAGUGGUAGUAGCAGCAGUACUAGCUCAACAAGCAAUGGUCGUCCUUCUACUAGCAGCGGUGUGUUUGCAAGUUUGUUUGCAUCUUCAACAGCUUCAACUUCUGCGAGUCUACAAUCUCAAACACCAGCAUUCACUGAUUUAAUUAGGUCCAUGGGAGUUCCAGAUGUUCGCCCUACUGAUUUCUCAACUCCUCCACCGUCCGAGGCCAUAUCCCUUUGCCUCUCUUCCAAUCACGGAUCAUCCAUUUUUGGAACAGGUGGCCAGGAGUGCCGCCAGUACGUGCCUACACAUCAGCCGCCUGCUAUGUCAGCUACUGCAUUACUUCAGAAAGCUGCUCAAAUGGGUGCUGCAGCAACAAAUGCCUCUUUGCUUCGCGGGCUUGGAAUCGUGUCGUCUUCCGCUUCCACUUCAACAGGUCAGCAAGAUAGCCUUCAUUGGGGUCUCGGCCAAGUGGAACAGGAGAGUGCUGGUUUAGUCCACGCUGGACUUGGACUAGGUCUUCCAUGUGACAGUGACUCUGGACUAAAGGAAUUGAUGUUGGGGACUCCGUCAUUGUUUGGUCCUAAGCAAACAACUCUCGACUUUCUAGGAUUGGGGAUGGCUGCAGGCGGCAGCGCCGGUGGAGGCUUGUCAGCACUUAUCACAUCAAUCGGCGGCAGCAGCGGUUUGGAUGUUACUACAGCAGCCGCAUCUUUCGGUAACGGAGAAUACUCCGGCAAAGAUAUUGGUAGAAGCUCAUGAUACUUUCGCUCCAAAAACAACUACUAAAUUUUUGGCUGUAAAGUUACAUUUGUUGUCUAUGAAUAUGAAUAUUCUGAAAUUGCAAUGCAUAUAUUAGUAUGCAACCAACAACUAUGGAUCAAUGCAAACAAUGUGCAAAUGGGGUCUUUUUGAAUUGUCUUGCCCCUCCCCCCAAAAAAAAAGACUAUACAUUUAAGGAAACGAAAAUAUGGCCUUAACAAGGGCACAGGUACAAUAUGCUUGGUUUGGACAACACAACCUGUGUAAGAAAUUAAGGGUAUGUGCAUCAUUUGCAUAUGGUUGUCGUAGGUUUUAGCGACAGUGGGUCGUUUGAAGAUCACGGUCUUGUUUUUGGUUUCUUGGACAGUUUUGAUCAAAUCAUGUAUUGCUUCAGAUGGUUGGUUUGGUCCGUAGCUGUAGGUAUAAAUUAGGAUGCUAGUAGUAGAGUAGUAAAAGUUUUCAUUGGAUGUUGUUGGAAUUAUUGUCACAAUGUGAAUUUCUACUUUUGCCCAUA
Messenger RNA from Vicia villosa (hairy vetch), 2523 nucleotides. RefSeq names its product zinc finger protein GAI-ASSOCIATED FACTOR 1-like. The transcript is spliced from 4 exons. Lineage: Eukaryota; Viridiplantae; Streptophyta; Magnoliopsida; Fabales; Fabaceae. Gene Ontology annotation, molecular function: DNA-binding transcription factor activity. Gene Ontology annotation, cellular component: nucleus. The record is from RefSeq and is a predicted model, not a curated record. The coding region runs from base 396 to 2009 and encodes 537 amino acids.